This is a messenger RNA of Striga asiatica, 771 nucleotides long. NCBI's taxonomy places the organism in Eukaryota, Viridiplantae, Streptophyta, Magnoliopsida, Lamiales, Orobanchaceae. The record is from the annotation of a GenBank genome assembly.
AUGUUUCUUGAUUCUACUCAAAAUGACAUGAACUGGCAUGGAUAUUGUAUAUUGCCGCGUGCCACUAUCUUUGGUCUCCUAGCCAAUUUUCUCGGCGGCCAUGAUUAUUCUCGAGAAGAACAAGAAGGAAAUCUCCAAAUACCUCUUUCAAGGGGGAUUAAGGGAGUGUGUUAUGCUAAGAAGGACUAUAGCUUGCCAAAGCAUCCUGAAAUCGAUGUGCCAAAUUUGCAGGUGAUUAAGCUCAUGCAGAGCUUCAAAUCCAAGGAAGACGUGCACGAGACCUUUAUUGUUCCUGCAACUCUCAGGAAGUACGCCAAGCCCCUUGGACGGCCCAUGGGUCGCUCAGGUUUUCAUUUUCUCCCCAACCGUGUGUGUCGUGUCCUAGAAGCCUUGCUUGUUUCUCCACCACUCAACGUAUAUGUACAUACCACUCUAAUCCUCCCAAUCAUCCCCCAUCCAUCUUUCUUGGAAGGCCUCAAAGUGGGCCCGUCGAAGGAAACACUUAUAAUAUGGUGCCCAACAGUCAUCAUCGUCCUAGUCAUGGUCCCAACCUUCUACGACAUCAUCAACAUUCACAACAGGAACAUAUUCCAGCAGGCCCAUUUCCAGUUCCUAAUAUGGAAUCCCUUUUUGCUAGUUACUCGUCUUCCUCAGUUUGCAGCAAGCCCAUAUCCCGCCAAAAAUCAGUACCAAGAGGAAGAAUUCAUACACAACAUAGAUUGGUGUCAGUUGCUUGGAGUAGAAAAACAGAUGCUAGAUAAGGUUGUCUGA